Capsicum annuum is the source of this 1105-nucleotide messenger RNA. RefSeq names its product vacuolar protein-sorting-associated protein 37 homolog 1. Gene Ontology annotation, biological process: protein targeting to membrane; protein targeting to vacuole; ubiquitin-dependent protein catabolic process via the multivesicular body sorting pathway. NCBI's taxonomy places the organism in Eukaryota, Viridiplantae, Streptophyta, Magnoliopsida, Solanales, Solanaceae. The transcript is spliced from 7 exons. Gene Ontology annotation, cellular component: ESCRT I complex. The coding region runs from base 196 to 888 and encodes 230 amino acids. The record is from RefSeq and is a predicted model, not a curated record.
AAUAUAAUUGAAACAAGAAUUGGUAAACACAGUUGGAAUAACAGAAAAUUUCAGUGAAAAUUCAUCCUCAAUUUCUUCUUAGUCUUUUUUUUUUUUUUGUGCCAAGUAAAGAAAAAAAGAAGCAAAGUCAAUUGAAAAAGCUAAUCUAUCUUCUCUGCUAAGUCUCCAUUAUUCUUCUGAUUUCCCCAAUUCAUCAUGUUCCAAAAAUUCUGGAGUGGGCAGCAACGUCCUCAGGAGGUUAAUAAUGAAUCGUGGUAUCCACAAUCUGUUGGAAGCUCUCAGUCUCCCGGGUCUUCCCGCCCCGGAACUCCUAGUCCAAGCUCUUCAGGCAGUUCUGGUUUCCAAAGACCAACAGAUAGGCCAAGCUCAGCUUCACAUGGUUCUCCUGCAGAGGCUGCAGUCAUUAUUAAUGCUUUAAAAGAUAAAAGCAUCGAGGAGCUAAGGGACCUUUUAACUUACAAGGAUGCAUAUAAGAAUGUAUUACUGUCACUUGAGCCGGUCAAAACUCAGAAUAAAGUCAGAGAUGAGCUUCGGAAUGAAACUCUGCAGCUUGCUAGGGAAAAUUUAGAAAAAGAACCGCGGAUAAUGGAGCUUAGGAAUCAGUGCAGAAUCAUCCGCACCACUGAAUUGGCUGCUGCUCAAGAAAAGCUGCAUGAACUGGAAAGGAGAAAAGAAGAGCUCUUAAAGUUUUACUCUCCUGCAUCACUCCUCCACCGGCUGCAAGAUGCCAUGAGAAAAACAGAUGAGGAAUCUGAAAGCCUGGACAAACAACUUCUCGAUGGGGAGAUUGAUCUUGCCACAUUUGUGCAGAAGUACAAAAAGCUGCGACACAGUUACCACAAACGCGCGCUCACACACCUUGCCGCAAAGACAUCUGUAACUGGCUGAAUGUUAAUAUGAUGUGUGUGAAUAUUAUAACUGAGGUUCCCUUUGCUUCUAAAACCGUGUGUGCCACAUAUUGCUUCAGAUGUAAUUUUGUGACUAAUUUCUGCCAAGCUUUGGCCUUCACUGUGUAGUGUGCUUGAUAUAAGAGGACUAGUAAAUUACUGUUUUUACAAGACAAUUAAGUUAUAGUAACUAUGAUAGAGAUGUUAGAAAAUGGUCA